CCAGUCUGGAUAACGUAACGCUCCGUCGAGCGAGCCCGUUCCCCACUGCUUGCCUUUUGGUAGUUGAGGCAGCAGCGUUCCCCAGCCAGUCUGGCGUCCAUGGCGGGUGCCCGCGCGGUUGCCGUGGCCACUCCAGCCGCGCCGCCACGAGCCGCCGAUCCCAGCACAAACCUGGCGCCGCGGCGCUGCAGCCUCUACCGGGUGAGCUGCCGGCAAAACCCCCGGGUGGCCGCGCCGGUCGGUCUCGCGGCCACGAGGAGCCGCGGCACCCGAGGUCCCGCGCGCCUCUCCAGCCGCGACCCCGCCGAGGCCGAAACGGACGCGGGCGCGGGGCGAAUCCCCAAGGAUGACUCCAGCUACCUGUGGACAUUGGGCCUCGGAUCCGUUGGUGGCGCCGCGGUUAUAAAGUACGGAAGCAUCCUGCUCCCUGACAUCACAAGGCCAAACAUUGUGCUAGCUCUGCUGAUGGUGUCCCUGCCUGUCGUAGCUGCAGUUUUGAUUUUGCUCAAGGCGAGCUCAUCGGAGGACUGAUACGAGUACUCCUUGUCGGAACUUGAGACCAUUUAGUAUGACUUCUUUAAGAUUUCGAUGGCCAUCUUGUAAGAUCGAAAAUUUGCAAGUCUGGCUGAAUGUUUUUUUUAAUGCCGUUGCUGUGGCUGUCUUGGCAAAAGCCUGAAAUUAACAAUAGCAGAGUCU
Messenger RNA from Setaria italica (foxtail millet), 696 nucleotides. RefSeq lists its product as uncharacterized. Lineage: Eukaryota; Viridiplantae; Streptophyta; Magnoliopsida; Poales; Poaceae. Bases 100 to 531 code for a protein of 143 amino acids. The transcript has 2 exons. Gene Ontology annotation, cellular component: chloroplast. The record is from RefSeq and is a predicted model, not a curated record.